AUGUCCAAAACAUUUUUAUUGGAGCCAGAGAUCAUAGCAGCUACUGAAAAUGUCAUGCCAGAUUUGAACAGUGAUCUUAUAAGAGCAAAAAACUUUUUAAAACAACAAAGCGCCGCAACUGGUGAUAGUUUGUAUGAUCACUUGGUAGAUAUGGUACAAAAAAUCCUGACGCAUAAGCCGCCUGAUGUGGUCGACAACUUCGAGCAAUUCUCAUGGGAGGUUAAAGAAGAGAAACUGCGUCCUAACUUCGAUCUUCUCAAUGAUGUGUACUUAUCACCACCACAGCUUGAACUUAUGAGAAAGUUGGAUGAUAUGUUUAAGUUAGUCGCCAGUAAGUCGCAGAAAUUGGAGGAGGUGGGUGAGGAGGAGCAAGAGUUGGACCUCGAGGAAGAGUCCACUAAGCCGAGAAUUUCUGACGUCAUCGAUCAUAAUUAUUAUUUCAGACAGUGCGGCUUCGGGCUUCCGGAAAGCGAAUGUUAUGCUCUCUACAUAGCUUUGAACAUGUUGACUAUAAAAGAACCUGUAGCUACUGUCAGAUUUUUUGGCAAGAUUUUCGGAACGAAUGCAGAUUACUAUGUGGCGGAGACUGAUCUCACCAUAGAAGAAUUGGAUCGUAGGAUUAGGGAGUUCGAUAUGAAGGAUAUGCCGGGGGAAGGUGAAGGGGAGGGACAGCCUGAAGAACCGGACAACGAGGCUGAGGAACGAAAGGAAAUACUUGGAGAAGGGGAGGAACGGGAGCUUAAGACAAAGGAGCUGGUGCCCCCUAAGCUUCCGCCGCUGCCCGUGUCCACGUGGACACCGGAGCCUCCCAUACCCGUGGAAAGACCAGGACAAGGUGUUAACAAGAAGGUGUACUGGGUGUGCACGUCACUGGGCGAGCCCUGGGUGUGCCUACCGGACACCACGCCGCAGCACGUGCGUGUCGCGCGCCUCAACGUGCGCGUUAUGACCGGGGAUCUUGAUGCCGAGAUACAAAGUUUUCCGCCGUUCGAGGGUACUGAGCGCCACUUCCUGCGCGCGCAAAUCGCGCGCAUCGCCGCCGCCACCUCUAUUUCACCGCAGGGUUUCUACACCUUCGGCUCCGGGGAGGAGGAGGAGGACAUCGAUAUGGAAGAGGCGGGAGACAUGAACUUCAACCUAAACCCAUUCUAUCAGGGACACACGAUCAAGGACCUGGUGGAUCCAUCGCUGGGUUACUGGGUGCAUCACGGCCGCCACAUUCUGCCGCAGGGCAGGACCAUCUGGUGGAACCCUCGCGCUGAUAUGAUGGAUGAAGGUGAAGAGGAGGAGGACGAGAACCUGCCGUUGGUGGAGCCGGAGACUGGUCCAGCGCUGUUCAGUGCGGUGGCGGGCGACGCGCCAGUGGCCGGCGCGCCCGCGUGGAGCGCGCACGUCAGCACGACGUUGACCAGCGCGCGAGCGCUUGCUCUGCUGCGGAGCAAGCUCUGGCCCGGCGCCGUCGCCUAUGCUAAUGACGGAAAGAGGUCAGAGUGCAUGUACAUGGGGUGGGGGCUGAAGGCGCAGUUGCCAAACUUCUCUCCGCUACAAUUGCCGCGCCCACAGACCGAGUACAUCAUAGGGCCGGAGGUUAUGGAGAUGGCUGAUCCCACAUUCGCUGACGAGGAGGCGUACCGCAUCGCUCACCUGCCGCCCCCACCCCCGCAGGAGAUGCCGGGGGAGGGGGAGGGCUUCCCCGAGGAGGAAGAAGAGGAGGACGACUAG
Messenger RNA from Papilio machaon (common yellow swallowtail), 1722 nucleotides. It is a transcript of the gene Rsph4a, whose product is annotated as radial spoke head protein 6 homolog A. Bases 1 to 1722 code for a protein of 573 amino acids. The record is from RefSeq and is a predicted model, not a curated record. The transcript has 13 exons. Gene Ontology annotation, cellular component: axoneme; radial spoke. Gene Ontology annotation, biological process: axoneme assembly; cilium movement involved in cell motility; cilium assembly. Lineage: Eukaryota; Metazoa; Arthropoda; Insecta; Lepidoptera; Papilionidae.